Molecule: messenger RNA, 754 nt
Organism: Helianthus annuus (common sunflower)
Lineage: Eukaryota; Viridiplantae; Streptophyta; Magnoliopsida; Asterales; Asteraceae
Product: 16 kDa phloem protein 1
Exons: 5
Coding region: 90-554 (154 amino acids)
Source: RefSeq, a predicted model, not a curated record
CACUUCCAAAUUUGAAUCCAUUCAUAUGUGUGAUUUGGCAAGAGACAUAUAUAUAAAUAGAGAGAGAGGAAUUUGAAGUUUAGAGAGAGAUGACUAUCGGAAUAUUGGAGGUGAAUCUAGUUGAUGCUCACGGUCUCAGCAGAACCGAUUUCCUAAACAAAAUAGAUCCAUAUGUGUUGAUCCAAUACAGGAGUCAAGAACACAAAACAAGUAUUGCCAAAGGGCAGGGAAGUAACCCGAAAUGGAACGAAAAAUUUAAAUUCAGGGUGGAAUAUCCGGGAGCUGACAAACAACCUAAGCUUGUUCUCAAGAUUAUGGACCAUGACACCUUCUCAUCCGAUGACUACAUCGGACAAACAACGAUAUACUUGAAAGAAGUAUUGGAACAAGGAGUUGCCAAUGGAAGCGCUGAACUACAUUCUCAAAAGUAUCGCGUUGUGGGUAGUACCCAAAACUAUUGUGGAGAUAUGCAAGUCGGGAUCACCUUCACCCCAAGGGUUGAAACUCAAACUUAUGCACAAGAAUUUGGAGGAUGGAAAGAGAGUCAGUGGUAAUACUUUAAUUUUUGUAUUUUGAAAUUGUAGAUGUUAAUUUUGUAGAUUGUAUGUGGUUGCUUAAUUUAGUGGUGAACAUGUUCAUAUAUUUAAUAGAGAUUUUAUAUACAACAUGUAUAUAUAUGAUGUAAUGAGGAUGUUGUAAUUGAUGUAUUUUUUCAAAAGAUUUAUCAUGACUAUAUAUAUAUUUUUACUUUGUA